Spodoptera littoralis (African cotton leafworm) is the source of this 582-nucleotide messenger RNA. The record is from the annotation of a GenBank genome assembly. Lineage: Eukaryota; Metazoa; Arthropoda; Insecta; Lepidoptera; Noctuidae.
AUGGAGUGCGGCCGUCUCAACAACGGCUUGAGGUGGAGCGCGUACUCUUCCGCGUCAUCAGACACAAUCAUGCCGCCCGUAGUGAUCGAAGACUUGUGCGGAGACGAGCAGUACCCGGUGACCGACAAUUAUCUGAUAACUUUCCCGGAAGAGGAUAGCGAGCCCGAAUCAGCUCGUGACAUCAAAAAGCGGAUUUCCGAAGAAAUAGACAUCUUAAACGAAGCUCCUAAACUUCUUAAUCGUUGUUACGAAAACCCUCUUUUCAUUCCGGCCAGCGAAGUUUUAAAAGACGAGAUAAGUGACGACGGGGACACUGAGGAACUAAUGAAGAGUGAGGCAAAAAAGUUUGAGGAUUAUAAGUUUUGUGAGGCAGUUAACGACUUCGAUAUCGAGUUGGAAGCGGGGGAGGCGGUGCCUAUAGUGUACCUGUCGACGACGCGAGCCGCGCGCUUGCAGAGGGCACUGCGGCUCGGCGGAUACAAAAAGGUGGGCUCUUUAUUAAUAUCGCCGCUGUUCUCUUACGGAAACAUUUUUGACGCUUUUUCUCAUUGUGUCAAACCUUAUUGGAGUCAAAGUUCGUGA